Messenger RNA from Drosophila willistoni, 837 nucleotides. RefSeq lists its product as uncharacterized. NCBI's taxonomy places the organism in Eukaryota, Metazoa, Arthropoda, Insecta, Diptera, Drosophilidae. The coding region runs from base 95 to 781 and encodes 228 amino acids. The transcript has a single exon. The record is from RefSeq and is a predicted model, not a curated record.
GAGAACGAUUCGGUGUGUGUGUGCGUGUGUUUGUGUUUGCCGGCCGCUAUCGGCCAAGGAGAACUUUCCUCAAGUGAGACACGAUCCUACCAAGAUGACUGUUGCUGCUGGUGGUGUGCCUAGCAUGUCCUCCAAACUGUCUGUGUGCCUAUUACACUUUGUGUUAGCUGUGAUCUCUGGUUGGGCUCUGAAGCAAAGCAAUGGCCGAUACGCCUUGGCCGCUUAUGGUCUUUUCUUUGGACAUGCCGUAUUGUGUAUAUUGCGGCAUACUCAUCCCAAUCCCGGACAAGUGCAGCGUGUGGUGUGUGAUCAUUCACGACGCUUUGCUCCCGUGAUAUUUAUCACCCUGAUGAUUGGCGAAUUGCAAGAGAUCAUCAUGAGAAAUGAUCGACAUGGCUCAGGUGAUUGGCCCGUGGCUGCCGACUGGCCGUAUAUAGUAAUUGGCCUAUAUGCCAAUCUCCUCAUUGUGAUGACCCUCCGAUGUUUGUUUGGCCAUACCAAUCAGUCAUCAUUGGUUCGUUUGGAGGCCGCUAGCUUGGGUCUUUGUGUCGUUUGGAAUAUCUAUGGCCUGUGGCAUUUGGCUACCAGUGAGGAGAAUGAAUACGGCCAUUGGUCUCUGGGCAUGGCCAUUCAGGUGCUAUUGAAUCAUUUCGUUCUAUGGCGUCUUGCCCUGCACUUCAAUAUUACCCAACUGGAGGUUAGCACUGUGGGCAUGUGCUUCUCGGUGAUAUUUGCCUUAAAUGCUAGCCAAGAGUUAAUUGAUUCCCAAACUAGCAGCUGAGAGAUGAACAAAAACAAACGCAUAAACAAAAAUAUAUUGUAAUAAUAAUUGCACAA